CCGAAAGCUCCACCGAAAGAACGUCGACAAGAACAGCUAGUUAGUCAAACGCAAGAGCGAGGACGCUUCUUGCUCCGCUCUCGACGCACGCAUUUUUCCAAGUGCCAUCCUCCUCCGCUGAGGUUGCCGGCGGCGCGACGGCCAGAUGGGGCCGAGACUCGCCGCGCCGGUCGCCGGGAUGGUGAUGGCCGAGUGCGCGCAGGUCGGCCUCAUGAUCGUGGGCAAAGCCGCCAUGUCCAACGGCAUGAGCAACCUCAUCUUCGUCUUCUACUCCAACGCCUUCGCCUCUCUCCUCUUGCUUCCUGCCUCCCUCCUCUUCCACAGAUCGGAACGUCCUCCGUUGACUCCAUCCCUCGUUUUCCAGUUCUUCGUGCUCGGCCUCCUUGGUUGCUCUGCACAGAUACUUGGGUACGCUGGGAUCAAUUACAGCUCGCCCACGCUCGGCUCGGCCUUGCUCAACCUCAUCCCAGCUUUCACCUUCAUACUUGCCGUCAUUUUCAGAUUGGAGAGACUAGACUGGAGCAGUGCAAGUAGCUUGGCCAAGUGUGCUGGAACCAUGGUAUGCAUUGCCGGUGCAUUUAUCGUCACUUUGUACAAGGGGCCAGCUAUCGUGACGACAUCCUCUCUUUCAAACUUGCAAACUGAAGUUUUCAAUUUGCAUCAUAAACUUCUGACACCAGAGUCAAACUGGGUUCUAGGAGGUUUGCUUCUUGUAGCUGAUUGUGUCAUGACUUCAUCGUGGCUCAUUGUACAGGCAUCAGUGCUGAAAAAAUAUCCAGCGGAGUUGAUUAUAGUCUUCUUCUACUGCUUCUUUGUGGCCAUCCAGUCUGCCGCCAUAUCUUUCUUUGUGGAAGGAAAGACAAGUGCUUGGAGCUUAAAGGACAACAUGCGGUUGAUGGCGGUUCUUUACUCGGCUGUAUUUGGCUCUGCUUUCCAAGUUGGCAUAAGUACAUGGUGCCUGCGCAGAACGGGACCUGUCUUUGUAUCGAUGUUCAAGCCCGUGGGGAUUGUCAUUGCAGCUGUUGCGGGUGUUCUAUUUUUGGGAGAUAACUUUUAUCUUGGAAGUUUGGUAGGAUCAGUGGCAAUUGUUGUUGGAUUUUAUUCUGUGAUGUGGGGUAAAGCCAAAGAAGAGAAAACGGGUCUUGCUACCUCAGUGGGUAAUGUGGAACCAAACAACAAAAAGGUCCCUCUUUUGGAAACUAUUGUUGAAGAAAUGUAAAUAUUUAGCAAAAGUUUUGUUUCUGGCCAUGUAAAUUGUGAUAAAAGAAGAAAUUCCUUUGGAUGGAAAAUGAUACUUGAUCCAUACAUAAAGAUGUAAGUUGUCUACAUCAGAAGGGUAUUCGCAGCUUCUCUAUCCUGUACUGGGUUUCAAGGACAAUUGUGUGAAACACAGAAACUGCAAACAGGAAAAAAAAUGUGUUUUUUU
Messenger RNA from Syzygium oleosum, 1426 nucleotides. Its product is annotated as WAT1-related protein At3g28050-like. The transcript has 7 exons. The record is from RefSeq and is a predicted model, not a curated record. NCBI's taxonomy places the organism in Eukaryota, Viridiplantae, Streptophyta, Magnoliopsida, Myrtales, Myrtaceae. Gene Ontology annotation, molecular function: transmembrane transporter activity. Gene Ontology annotation, cellular component: plasma membrane. Bases 146 to 1219 code for a protein of 357 amino acids.